Molecule: messenger RNA, 3191 nt
Organism: Amphimedon queenslandica
Lineage: Eukaryota; Metazoa; Porifera; Demospongiae; Haplosclerida; Niphatidae
Exons: 20
Coding region: 202-3051 (949 amino acids)
Molecular function (GO): protein binding
Source: RefSeq, a predicted model, not a curated record
AUUAGUUUGCAGUUGAGCAGUUGCAAGGAAACGACUGAAAAGAAUCUGCUAUAGUUUGGAUUCCUGCUGCUACUAGAGAGAGAGAGAUCUAGCUUGCCCCUGGACUUUAUUCUAGGCUUCUAGCUGCCUCUCAUUUCGACCGCUAUUAUUAUUGUUGAGUGGUGAGUCCCAAGGCGCUGAACUCGUUAUCUCUCAUCAAAGAUGGCCAGUCCCCCCACGUCCCCCUCUACUCGGGUCUACAAGGAAGGGAUCCUGCUAAAGCGUGCCAGAGGAUUGAGGAACAGGAGGAACAUAAAGUGGCAGGAACGAUACUGCAAACUCACAGCUAUCUCAUUGGAUUAUUAUGACCCAAAGAAAAUGAGUGAGCUAAAGGGACAGUUUAAACUGGAGCAGAUCAGUAUAGUUGAGAUCAUUGCUCAUGGGAUGUUUGAUAAAUUAAAGGGACAUCCAUUUCAAAUUGGAGAUCUAAUUGAAGUUAUGUAUUUUGCUGCCAAGUCUCCACAAGAAAGAAAUGAAUGGAUGGAGGCAUUUCGCAUGGCUGCCAUUGAUAAAGGCAAUGAGUUACUUUUAAAGCAUCAUCCUGGAGUGUAUGGCCUGACUAAUAAGGACAGGUGGAGCUGCUGUGGCAGAGCUAGGAGAGAAUGUGAAGGGUGUGCUGAUUCAAGAGGAGCUCUUAAAAUGCUGGGAAAGAAUGUUGAAACAAAAAAAGACCGCUCAUUUACCACACCAAUGGACUUUGUUGGUAUUGGAGACACUCCCAGUUCUGCUUCCCCUCUCAAGAAUUCCAGAGAUGACCUCUCCAGCUCCAUGAAGUCAGACGCAAGUGAUACAACCCUCACAGACCAAUUUGAUGAGACUGGCCCCAUUAGAAGGACAUAUACCAUUUCUAAUGACUCAAAACCUAAACCACACAGUGCUCCUCCCACAUCUUCCAUAUCUCCUAAGAGUCCAACUCUUAGUGAUACAAUAGAAGAAGCUGAUGAAAGUGUUCCCUCUCCUUCUCCUCCUCCGACUGAAAAGAAAACCAAAGAUGCUAGCCCUCGUCCUCCCAUGCUGCCUGAUGACAUGACAAGGAGUGGAGCCAGCUCCCCAGCCCUCAGUACAGAUUCUGGUAGAGGUACAAGCUCUCGUCCUCGGUCAAUGGACACCACUGAAGGUGAUAAUCCACCAUCAACCCCUCAUUCUCUCCGCUCAAACUUCACCACUGUCACAACAGACUCUGAUCCAACCAAAAGCUUGGGACAUGAUGUACUGGCUAGAGCUAGGGCUGGAGCACAUGUUGAUAGUAUAUCCAUUAUGUCUGAUGCUAGUGCUAAUUCAGGAUUUUCAGCUACUCCAUCAACCACUUCUCAUGUUUCACGCAUCAAGAGAGGAUCAAGACCACAGAGUAUACUAAUGAAGGAUGGUAUUGUGAUUCAUGUUGAAGCUCCUGAGAAUUCCACUACAGUUGAUAACAGCUUAUCAAAGCUCCACCAAGCCUGUAGAGAUGGAAAUCUUGCAAUUGUUCAAGAUGAGUUGGAUACAGGUGCUCCAGUUGAAGGACCAGAGAUGUUCAAUGGAGUACCAAUGCUACCAUUAUUCCUAGCCUUCCUUUAUGACCACAGACAUAUUAUUUCUUAUCUUUUGGAUCAUGGAGCUGAUCCAAAUUCACUGGACAUAUCAACCAGAUCUUGUUUGCUACACAUGUCAUGCCAAAAAGGUUGUAUGGCCACUGUCAAGUGUUUAUUAGCACAUAAAGCUGACAUUGAUAUGAGGAGUCAUGAUGAUAAGACACCACUCUGUGAAGCCAGCAAACAUGGACACAUGGAAAUAGUCAAAUUGUUGAUAAACAGUGGUGCUAUUGUUGAGUGUCCAGGUAUAUCAUAUUCUCCAUUGCAUUAUGCCUCAGAGGCUGGUCACGUCAACAUAGUCCAACUAUUACUAGACAGCAAAGCUAACUCACUAAGGAAGACUCAGCUAGGGAAGUCUCCCUACCAGUUGGCUUUUGAGAACAACCACUCGGACGUCAUGUAUGUGCUCCAGAGAACUCUUCCUCCUCCUGAGAGACCCUACCAGAUUGAGUAUUCUAUCAAGUUACCCUCAGAUCAGGUUUUAGCUUCUAUAUCUUUCCUUGGUGAUAGCGAUAAAAUUAUCACUGGAUCAUGGGAUGGAUUUGCUAGAUUAUGGAGUGUAAAUGAUGAUAAUGGCCUACACAUUGAUAGAGAGUUCAGACUACCAGACACAGUUUUAAGUUCCUCAUUUCACCCUCCAUUCCUAGCUCUUGGUUCUGCUAGUAUACAAGUGAUAGACACUACUAGUCCUGACUAUGAGUGGAGAAGAACUGUAGCUGAUGAUUCUUCUGAUGAUGAAAACCUUAGUGAUCCUCCACUCCAUUUUGUUGCGUAUACUUCAAGUGGGCAUUUGAUAUCUGCAUCAGUUGAGUCAAACCUUGUUAAGAUCUGGCCAUUAAUCAACAAAGGCUCAAUCAUGAUGGAGCCUGAGGGAGUCCUGAGGAUUAAGGAAGACAUGAAGCAUGGACGAAUUACAAGGUUAAGUGUGUCUCCAUGUGAAGAUGCUCCGUGGUUGGCUGCUGUACUUCAGCCUGGCUCACUGUUUGUUCCUGAAGGAAAUCAAAAAGUUCACAUUUAUAAUUGGAAAGAAAAGAAAGUUUAUCACAUACUAGAUACUGGUAAAGGUGGUUUAACACUAAAUGUUCAUGUGACAUUUUCUCCUAAUGGACAAUACUUUUUAAUUGGCUACAUAAAUACACUCACUAAAUGGCGAACAUCAACUGGUGAAAGCAUCAAAAACAUAUCCAGCCUUGGAAAAGAUGAUGAGAUAUCUUCACUAUGUUAUUCUCCUAAUGGUGAACACAUAGCUGUUGGUCUUGCAAGUGGUGACAUACACAUCAUACACUCAGAGACUGGCUCACUCCUAUUCACUCUUAGAUGCAAUGAUGAUAGAUCAGCUGUCAGAUCUCUAUGUUAUUCAUCCACUGGGCUCCAACUUGCUAGUGGUCACUCAAGAGGCUCCCUACAACUUUGGAAAGUGUUUGGAAAUGAAUCAAAUUGAACCAUUAUUGUAAAUUAUAAUUAUUAAUUAUUAUUAUUAAUUAUUGUCUUGUCACUUAUUUUUUUCUGUUUCUUUAUGUAAGGAUCUUCUCCUAUUACUGCCCUUUCUAUUUCUUUCCCUUCAUUGUUAUUCUUAUCACA